Fusarium pseudograminearum CS3096 is the source of this 594-nucleotide messenger RNA. RefSeq lists its product as uncharacterized. NCBI's taxonomy places the organism in Eukaryota, Fungi, Ascomycota, Sordariomycetes, Hypocreales, Nectriaceae. The transcript is spliced from 3 exons. The record is from RefSeq and is a predicted model, not a curated record. Bases 1 to 594 code for a protein of 197 amino acids.
AUGGCUUCUUCUCGCCCCGAUCUGGCCCAGUACCCCACCGGCUUCACAAUUCUCCGCAUCUUCCAGGCCGUUCUUAGCAUCAUCGCCAUCGUGGUGACAUCCUUCACAAUCAACGCUGUAGUCCUCCCAGCUAACUGUUUGUUGAUCGUUGCUAGUUCAGCAACACUUCUGGUCUCACUAUGGGGUGCCUUCGCCCACCUAUCAUUCAGUCGUCUGUUCAGCUUCCGAGCAGCCUUUGCUCUUGAUGGAGCCCUUGCUCUGCUCUGGGGCGCCUCAACUGCUGUUUUGGGUGCUCAGACAGCCGUCAUAUGGAUCCAUGGCUCUGAUUACUGCGAGACAAACAAAUGUCCUGACAACUUAAUGGUUGUGAGCCGCUUCUACGCAUACAUCUUUGCCAUUUGCUUUGGGCUUGGCAUCAUUGGCUUGAUAUUUUCAAUCGUGACUCUCGUCUUUCAUGGUGUGGCUAGUUGUCGCCAGCAUAAGUACAACCAGAUUGGCAUGAAUAAGGAGGCCAAGCCAAUUGAUAUUGCUCCAAAGCACCCUCAGGAUUCAACUGCUUAUCAGGGGGCGGCAGGAUACCAGUCGUUAGCAUAG